CUGGGAUUAAGCCUAGGCUGCUAUGGUGGGAAGCAGGCCACUAACUGCCUGAGCUAUGGCAUGCCAAUUACACACAGUAAGUCUUAUAAGAAGAUGGACAGAUUUUUGACAUAGUUUGCUUGACCUCGCAAUGAAAACAUUGAUUUAGUGUAAGAGAAGCCAUUCAUCUAGAGAUUCAUUGAACAGAAAUUUCACUGUAAAUCAAACUGGCUUUUGUAUACAAAAGAUAAGAAAUGUGUUUGAGGCAGGGUAAUAUUUGUUCACAGGUGCAUCCUAGUGCGUUCAAGUCACUAAUGCAAUACAUAUACACUGCGCGGCUGGAAACGCACAUAGAAGGAGUGGAUGAUUGCAUGCGUUUGGCUGUACAGUGCAGGCUUCCCUUGUUGAAGAAGGAGCUGAAAAAUAUGGUGAAGAAAGUUAAUUCAUAUGAGUGCAUGAAACCUGGAACAAGCAUAAAGACGUUGACAUUGGAGUCUGCUGAAUUGGCAGCUAAGCUGCAACAAGACCUGGGUGUGCUUUGCUUGCAGGGUGUGCCACAGAAACUGCGCACGUGGCUUAAAGGUGUUCGUCGUCCUCGCAGGCCAAUUGUGCCUCUCUUCCUAGUAGACAUCUGCUUCUCUGUGUCUGGCUACAAAUUUUACUGCCACAAGGCUUUCUUUUGUGGAAGGAGUGAGUAUUUCAAUGCAUUGCUGCGGGACCACUUCAGUGAGACAACAGCUGACAAUGGAAAGCCAGUGGUUACUAUUAGAAAUGUUCCAGUAGAAGCAUUCGCUGCCGUUGUAUAUUACAUUUAUACCAAUGUUGUUCAGGUUCGGGAGGAACACACACUGGAUGUGCUGUGUGCAGCAGACAUGUACUUGCUGUCUGGUUUGAAGCGAGGCUGUGGAACUUUUCUUGGGAGCUGUCUGAGCACAGAGAAUGUAGUGAGCAGACUGAAGACUGCACGGCUUUUCCAGUUACCGCAGCUUGAAGAUCAGUGCAUCCGGUUCAUGUGUCUCCACAUUGAUAAGUUAAUGCAUGAUGAGGGGUUACAUGACCUGAUUUUGCAAGAUGCUACAGAAGUAAGAGGCAGACAAGAGACAGACAGCAUUCCUAUUAUAGAUGACAUUCGUUACCACAUCACGUCAGAUGUUCAGACAGUCAGUGAGAUGGGUGAGGCAAGUGAGAAGUUGCAGAUCAUCGACAGACUUCUAGAGGACCUGGGGCUGGAUGCCUAGUGAAAUGCCUUCAGACAAGCUUCGCAUUGCAAUUUUAACAGGAGUUCCAACUUCUCCAGACCUCAUAUAGUUAAUAUAUCUAUAAAAACGUCUUCUUCUAUAUUUUCUCUUGUGUGCAUUAUACAGUUUUCAUGCGUGAUAAAUAGAUAUUUAAUCUAUAAAGUUUAGUGACAAUGGUUGAUUCACUAUAUGAAUAUUAUGUUGGACAUUGUCCAUUAUCUCGUGUAUUUUUGGUAUCAUGUUCCAGAAACUGGAUCCAUUCCAUCAUAAGAGAGGAUGGAGUGGUCCCAUUCAGUUGGACGUGUUAGAAAGAGCUAGCACAGUGACUGAGACUGGAGCUUGAAUGAAUCAGUGAAUGUACAAGGGGUGGGCUCUCUUGGCCCUUACACCACGACUGCAGUGAUCUGUUGUGCUUCCCCUUUUGAUUAUCCCCUCAGCAAUCCUGCUCUUUGAAUAAAGUGCAGGAUUU
This is a messenger RNA of Cryptotermes secundus, 1686 nucleotides long. RefSeq names its product ankyrin repeat and BTB/POZ domain-containing protein 1. The transcript is spliced from 5 exons. The record is from RefSeq and is a predicted model, not a curated record. Gene Ontology annotation, molecular function: protein binding. Bases 234 to 1217 code for a protein of 327 amino acids. Gene Ontology annotation, cellular component: ubiquitin ligase complex; cytoplasm. Lineage: Eukaryota; Metazoa; Arthropoda; Insecta; Blattodea; Kalotermitidae.